AUGCUAACAUCCAUCACUGGUAAUGCUUUGGUGUUGGCCGCCAUAUUGAGAACUCCUUCGCUUCGUUCAGUACCGUCUAUUAUCUUCCUAUGUAGUCUCGCUAGUACAGAUUUUCUUGUUGGACUUCUGGGUCAACCUUUUUACAUUGCCAGUGAACUAUACCACUCAACUGAUGGGCCUCUUUCCAAAGUCGAAGUAUUGAUAUCUGCUUCACUUUGUGGUGUUUCACUAGCAACAAUAACAGCCAUAAGCGUAGAUCGACUUCUAGCUCGUCACUAUCACAUGACUUAUCCGAAUUUAAUGACAACAAAACGUGCAAUGUAUGCCUCAGCAAGUCUCUGGUUUCUAUCCGUACUUUUAGCAUGCCUUAGAGUAGCUUGGGGAUCAGAGGUUAUUCUUAUUUUUGAAGGAGUGUGUAUUACAAUUUGUUUUGUCCUUUCGUCCGCUUCUUACAUCAAAAUUUAUUUCAUUGUUCGUCACCAUCAGAUCCAGAUUCACGCUCAUCAACAAGCUGUAAACAGUUUUAAUAUUAGUGUAAAUAUUCCAGAUAGUAAUAACAUGAUAAUAUCAAAGAAACGUGCUUUAAAGACUUUUAUAUAUUUCAUCUGCAUGAUAUUUUGUUACUUACCUUAUCUAUCUUUUUCAUUGCUACAUGCCACCUCAGUUAUAGGCUAUGAGAAAAAUUGGUUCUUUGCAGAGACUUUUGUGUUCCUGAACUCGUCCGUAAAUCCAUUUUUGUACUGUUGGUGUAAUCGUGAAAUCCGAACGUCAACUGUAAAGGUAGUCCGAAAAAUGAUGUGUAAACAAACGGAAGAAGCCAGCGAGCUUGAAGUUUAAACUUGUAUUUGUAUAGAAACCUUCACCGCGGUAUGCAAACUUCCUCAAACUUUGCCUUAUAAGGAAUGGGCUCGCUCAGUUAAAUUAUAAGAACAAAAUAUUAAGUAAACAGAAAUAUACAUGCAAAAAUCAAUGGCAGAGCUAGAGUAAAUCUUAAAAUAUAUCCUAGAUAAUCGUAUUAAUCAUGGUUAGGCUAAAAAACUGAGAGGAACUUUUUUAUAUAUUAAUCCUGUAUUGUGGUAAAUAAAAAAGCUCCUAACUUCUUGUGCCAUACGAAUGCACCUGGCAUGUCACUAAAAACGUAUCAUUGAAGCUAUCAGGAAGUUAUCCGUAUUUGUAUUGAUACAUAAAUUUUCCUAUUUGAAGUUUGUAGAUACACUCAGGAUUCAGAAUUCCUCAAUUUUUAAAUAAAGGGUCAGUGUGAGUAUGGAAAGCACUCCUCGACAUUAUUCUUUCAACCCUUUUUUGACGUGUAAUUAAUCUUUAGUUAUGGGGGUGGGAUGAAACGGUUCGAAGUUAAGAAUGUUUAGUCUCCAGCUCAGCGCCAGGUGAAGAUCCAUUUUAUAAAUAUAUAAAAAUAUUUAUUUUAAAAACCCCUAAUUACUAUUCAUCAUAACUCAAACAACUGCGCGCUUUACUACUUAUUUUUUAAAAAAAUAGAGAAAGGCACAAAUUAUUACCAGAAAAAUUACCCGGUCUAUGUGUAUAUUUAUUUAGUGCUAUUAUGAAAAAACAACUGAACCAAUAAACGUCUGUCACCUGCCAUAUUAGCUAAGCAUGAGAUCAAAGGCAAAUGUUGAAUAACCAUAAAUUGGUAAAGAUUUUCAGUGUUCCAACAACUUCCGCUCAAACUAGUGACACUUUUUAAUUCUCUAACACUAUUUUGAGCAUUCCGGAGCGUAUUUUAGCAUAUCAUUUUUGUUAUGUUCCUUUUUCAACUGCUAAAAGUGAAAACAAUCAUUACUGUCUCCUUUCCAUACAUCUCCCUCGAAAUUUUUAAGUUCGCUAAGGUAAUGGAGCGGAGAAUUCUAAACUUUAAUUGUUGAAUUGUGUCUCAGUGACAAAUCAUAAUUUCAGCCUUCCUUGUAGUUACACAAUAUUAUUAAUCCUUUUCCACAAGAACAUAGACCGUCUUAGCAUCAUCAUAGUGCGGGGUAAUGGUAGAGAGUCCGAAUUUUAACAAUAAAAUUUAUCUAUUUACCAUUAGAGGGAGGGAGAAGGACCCUGAAAUCUUUGUCUUGGUAGACCUGAUGAAUCGAACACAUGUCUGAUCUAAAUGAAGAUACGUUUAACAAUGCAAUGUUUAAGUGGUUUUGAACUAUAUUCUGGUUGGGUGCCCCUGUCUAAAUACUAUUUUGACAUUGUCGGUAAUAACAAUGAAAACGUUUUGAGACUAAUUACAGAUUAUCUUAAUUUUGCAUAUGAACAACAUCAUAAAGAGUUCGGAUGAAUCCAUUUAUAAAGGCUUUUAAAGAGCUGAAACGGGUAUCACAACGAGAACGAGUCACAAAUGAAAGCUGUCAGUCACAGCGUCUUUUUGUGAAGGAAACGCCGGACGUGCAUCAACAAAUGAUCCACUAAGUAUUAAGGAUUUUUAAAGAGUUCGGAAACAGGUGCCAGUUGCGCAUUUAGAUCUAGUUACAAAGAAAACCUGUCACUCACCGCUUGUUUUUCAAGGGAAACGCCGGACGCGCAUCAACAAAAGCUGAGAAAUAAUCGAAGAUGCUAAACUAACUACCCUUUUAUCUAUAAGAACGAAUUAAAACCGGACAACAUUGGAAAUAUGAACAACCGUUCUAACUUUGAAACUAUUGUUGUCAUAAAUUGUAUUCUGAAUGCUCCACUGAUGCUAACAUCCAUCACUGGUAAUGCUUUGGUAUUGGCCACUAUAUUGAGAACUCCUUCGCUUCGUUCAGUACCGUUCAGUACCUAUUAGCACGUCUUCAAGACGUGCUAACAGACAAAUCAGCCUCAGACAAAUUUUGCUUCAUAAUUCGUCUUAGCACCGAAUUUAUACUAGAGACGAAUUAUCCGUCAGGACGGAUAAUUCGUCCGUAGUGGCUCCUCUAACUAAAAUUUUAGUCACCAGAAAAACGUUCAUUGACAUCGUCUCAUUCCGAACGUUUUUAGAAGAAGACUAUUUCUAGCCACUGUUUAGACCUACAAAUGGAAAACGGUUUGCUCUUUAUGUUCUUAAAGUUUUCAUCUUUAGUUUGGGGCUGGGAAGGAGGGGUUGAGGUUAAGAAUACUUAAAAAAGGGUCCGCAUAAUAAUUUGAGCAACUCAUUUUCAGAAGUAUGGUUUUGCUCUUAGCCUCGUUUUGAAAGUGAGAGUUUUCGGAACUCGGAAAUGUACAGUACCGCAAAUGAUCCCCAAAAUGGACCGUAAAUGAUCCUCGACCCCAAGUGAUCACCAUUGUCGACCGCAAAUGAUCCCGUGAAAAGUAGAGGAAUGGAAUGGAUUUUAGGCAUAGAUAGUAAAUGGUGCUGAGAACUGUAGCAACGCAUAAAACAAUGAAAUGAAUUAAAAAGAUAUAUAUUUUACCAUUCUACUUCUGAAGGAAAUUGUUUCUCCUUUCUUUUUAGCAUUGAUGUUUUAGUCUUACUGUGAAAAUUUUAGACAGGAAGGUCGUCAAGCAGGAAACUAGUCUUUUACUUCAACCCCGAGGCAUACGGAAAUAUGACCCCGCAUGAAUUUAUCGCUCCAUCACGUUUCCAGUAGUUUUGAAAUAAUAGCAACUACAGCUUGUGAAAAUGUCACGCGACCAAGCAAAGUAGCUAAAUGAAAACAAAUGGAAAUGCUAAAUUUAACAAAUUGAACGUCUUGUGAUAGAGCUGGUUUCAUCUCUCAUCUCAGCCUGAAUUCAAAUAAAUUAAAACCGGGAAUCAGUGAAUUCAGAAUGAAAAGUUUUUUAGCAUUUCCCAAGUCUACUUAAUACUCUUAAAAAGAGCUUUCUUAAAAGAUAACAGUUUUUAUUUUAAUAGAUGAGGACGUUUGAAUUUAAUAUUUCAAUAUUUAAUCUUGAAUAAUACAAAAAAAAGGCGUAAGUUUCAAGCUUUCAUUUUGAGCCCCCUUCCUUUCGUGGAUAGUCUUUUUGAUGUUGCCAGCUAAGAGAUCGAUGUUUCUUGAUGCACUGUGUAAGUUUCUGCAUACUAUUUUGACAUGGUCGGUAUACUAAUAACUGUGAGGCAAUUAAAACGUUGGGAGACUAAUUACAGCUCAGUAAGUUUUACUUAUUGAAAACAGAGUUUGGAUGAAUCCAUCAAUAAAGGGUUUUCAAAGAGUCAAAGACUGCAAGCGCCAAUUACCCAAUAAGAACAUUCAAAUAACACCUGCCAUAUUAGCUAAGCAUGAGAUCAAAGGCAAAUGUUGAAUAACCAUAAAUUGGUAAAGAUUUUCAGUGUUCCAACAACUUCCGCUCAAACUAGUGACACUUUUUAAUUCUCUAACACUAUUUUGAGCAUUCCGGAGCGUAUUUUAGCAUAUCAUUUUUGUUAUGUUCCUUUUUCAACUGCUAAAAGUGAAAACAAUCAUUACUGUCUCCUUUCCAUACAUCUCCCUCGAAAUUUUUAAGUUCGCUAAGGUAAUGGAGCGGAGAAUUCUAAACUUUAAUUGUUGAAUUGUGUCUCAGUGACAAAUCAUAAUUUCAGCCUUCCUUGUAGUUACACAAUAUUAUUAAUCCUUUUCCACAAGAACAUAGACCGUCUUAGCAUCAUCAUAGUGCGGGGUAAUGGUAGAGAGUCCGAAUUUUAACAAUAAAAUUUAUCUAUUUACCAUUAGAGGGAGGGAGAAGGACCCUGAAAUCUUUGUCUUGGUAGACCUGAUGAAUCGAACACAUGUCUGAUCUAAAUGAAGAUACGUUUAACAAUGCAAUGUUUAAGUGGUUUUGAACUAUAUUCUGGUUGGGUGCCCCUGUCUAAAUACUAUUUUGACAUUGUCGGUAAUAACAAUGAAAACGUUUUGAGACUAAUUACAGAUUAUCUUAAUUUUGCAUAUGAACAACAUCAUAAAGAGUUCGGAUGAAUCCAUUUAUAAAGGCUUUUAAAGAGCUGAAACGGGUAUCACAACGAGAACGAGUCACAAAUGAAAGCUGUCAGUCACAGCGUCUUUUUGUGAAGGAAACGCCGGACGUGCAUCAACAAAUGAUCCACUAAGUAUUAAGGAUUUUUAAAGAGUUCGGAAACAGGUGCCAGUUGCGCAUUUAGAUCUAGUUACAAAGAAAACCUGUCACUCACCGCUUGUUUUUCAAGGGAAACGCCGGACGCGCAUCAACAAAAGCUGAGAAAUAAUCGAAGAUGCUAAACUAACUACCCUUUUAUCUAUAAGAACGAAUUAAAACCGGACAACAUUGGAAAUAUGAACAACCGUUCUAACUUUGAAACUAUUGUUGUCAUAAAUUGUAUUCUGAAUGCUCCACUGAUGCUAACAUCCAUCACUGGUAAUGCUUUGGUAUUGGCCACUAUAUUGAGAACUCCUUCGCUUCGUUCAGUACCGUUCAGUACCUAUUAGCACGUCUUCAAGACGUGCUAACAGACAAAUCAGCCUCAGACAAAUUUUGCUUCAUAAUUCGUCUUAGCACCGAAUUUAUACUAGAGACGAAUUAUCCGUCAGGACGGAUAAUUCGUCCGUAGUGGCUCCUCUAACUAAAAUUUUAGUCACCAGAAAAACGUUCAUUGACAUCGUCUCAUUCCGAACGUUUUUAGAAGAAGACUAUUUCUAGCCACUGUUUAGACCUACAAAUGGAAAACGGUUUGCUCUUUAUGUUCUUAAAGUUUUCAUCUUUAGUUUGGGGCUGGGAAGGAGGGGUUGAGGUUAAGAAUACUUAAAAAAGGGUCCGCAUAAUAAUUUGAGCAACUCAUUUUCAGAAGUAUGGUUUUGCUCUUAGCCUCGUUUUGAAAGUGAGAGUUUUCGGAACUCGGAAAUGUACAGUACCGCAAAUGAUCCCCAAAAUGGACCGUAAAUGAUCCUCGACCCCAAGUGAUCACCAUUGUCGACCGCAAAUGAUCCCGUGAAAAGUAGAGGAAUGGAAUGGAUUUUAGGCAUAGAUAGUAAAUGGUGCUGAGAACUGUAGCAACGCAUAAAACAAUGAAAUGAAUUAAAAAGAUAUAUAUUUUACCAUUCUACUUCUGAAGGAAAUUGUUUCUCCUUUCUUUUUAGCAUUGAUGUUUUAGUCUUACUGUGAAAAUUUUAGACAGGAAGGUCGUCAAGCAGGAAACUAGUCUUUUACUUCAACCCCGAGGCAUACGGAAAUAUGACCCCGCAUGAAUUUAUCGCUCCAUCACGUUUCCAGUAGUUUUGAAAUAAUAGCAACUACAGCUUGUGAAAAUGUCACGCGACCAAGCAAAGUAGCUAAAUGAAAACAAAUGGAAAUGCUAAAUUUAACAAAUUGAACGUCUUGUGAUAGAGCUGGUUUCAUCUCUCAUCUCAGCCUGAAUUCAAAUAAAUUAAAACCGGGAAUCAGUGAAUUCAGAAUGAAAAGUUUUUUAGCAUUUCCCAAGUCUACUUAAUACUCUUAAAAAGAGCUUUCUUAAAAGAUAACAGUUUUUAUUUUAAUAGAUGAGGACGUUUGAAUUUAAUAUUUCAAUAUUUAAUCUUGAAUAAUACAAAAAAAAGGCGUAAGUUUCAAGCUUUCAUUUUGAGCCCCCUUCCUUUCGUGGAUAGUCUUUUUGAUGUUGCCAGCUAAGAGAUCGAUGUUUCUUGAUGCACUGUGUAAGUUUCUGCAUACUAUUUUGACAUGGUCGGUAUACUAAUAACUGUGAGGCAAUUAAAACGUUGGGAGACUAAUUACAGCUCAGUAAGUUUUACUUAUUGAAAACAGAGUUUGGAUGAAUCCAUCAAUAAAGGGUUUUCAAAGAGUCAAAGACUGCAAGCGCCAAUUACCCAAUAAGAACAUUCAAAUAACCAGUUAAAAGCUGCAAAGUCACCGCGUCUUUUUGUUAAGGAAACGCGACGAGCAACAAAAAAAGCUAUAAAAAGAAAUCGAAGAUGUCAAACUACUCCUUCUUCAGUAAGAACGAAUCAAACUCCGACAACAUGGGAAAAAUGGACAACAUUUCUAACUUUGAAACUAUUGUUGUCAUAAAUUGUAUCCUCAAUGUUCCACUGAUGCUCACAUCCAUCACUGGUAAUGCUUUGGUGUUGGCCGCCAUAUUGAGAACUUCUUCGCUUCGUUCAGUACCGUCUAUUAUCCUCCUAUGCAGUCUCGCUAGUACAGAUCUUCUUCUUGGACUUGUGGGUCAACCUUUUUACAUUGCCAGUGAACUAUACCACUCAACUGAUGGGCCUCUUUCCAAAGUCGUAUAUUUGAUAUCUGUUUCACUUUGUGGUGUUUCACUAGCAACAAUGACAGCCAUAAGCGUAGAUCGACUUCUAGCCCUUCACUAUCACAUGACGUAUCCGAAUUUAAUGACAACAAAACGUGCAAUGUAUGCCUCAGCAAGUCUCUGGUUUCCAUCCGUACUUUUAGCAUGCCUUAGAGUAGCUUGGGGAACAGAAGUUAUUUUUAUUUUUGAAGGAGUGUUUAUUACAAUUUGUUUUGUCCUUUCGUCCGCUUCUUACAUCAAAAUUUAUUUCAUUGUUCGUCAUCAUCAGAUCCAGAUUCACGUUCAUCAACAAGCUGUGAACAGUUUUAAUAUUAGUUUAAAUAUUCCAGAUAGUAGUAACAUGAUAAUAUCAAAGAAACGUGCUUUAAAGACUUUUAUAUAUUUCAUCUCCAUGAUAUGA
This is a messenger RNA of Porites evermanni, 7559 nucleotides long. The record is from the annotation of a GenBank genome assembly. NCBI's taxonomy places the organism in Eukaryota, Metazoa, Cnidaria, Anthozoa, Scleractinia, Poritidae.